Messenger RNA from Lepisosteus oculatus (spotted gar), 4987 nucleotides. Lineage: Eukaryota; Metazoa; Chordata; Actinopteri; Semionotiformes; Lepisosteidae. The record is from RefSeq and is a predicted model, not a curated record.
AUGAGAGCCGUGUGGCUCAAACGAGAGGAGGCCGUUCAGCCCCACCCAGCAGAUAGCCGGUCACCGGAGCUCGCCCUGUCGUUCCCUGGAGGACACCAGGGAGCUCGACAGGCUUCAGCAACGUGGCUGGGUGGCCUGUUCCAUACUCCCACCACCCUUUGGCUAGCUGCCAGCCGCAAGAGCCCUGGCGCCGGCGGCGUCGCCCGAGCCGAGCGCCUGCCAGCUGUCCAGAUCAAACCUGAGCCGCUGGAGAAGGAGUGCACGCAGUUGGAGCAUGAGGAGCAGCCCCUGCAGCCUGCUGUGGUGAAGUCAGAAGUGACCCCCUCGCCGCCCCCACUGUGCCAGGUGAAGCAGGAGCCCCCCGAAGACCUCCUGUCUGCCGACCAGACCGAGCCCGUCGACCUGUCACUCAACAAGUCCCGCCCCAGCCCGCCGGUUACCAGGGCGACCGGCCCCGCCCUCUCCGCGCUGGCCCCGCCCAUCGCCCCGACCCUUCCGUCCUCGGCCACGCCCAUCCCCGCCGUCCUGUCCCCCGGGUCGAUCCUGGCGUCCACGCAGGGGGUCGGGGGGCAGCAGAUCCUGCACGUCAUCCACACCAUCCCCUCCGUCAACCUCCCGAGCAAGAUGGGCGCGCUGCAGACCAUCCCCGUGGUGGUCCAGUCGCUGCCCGUGGUCUACACCACGCUGCCAGCCGACGGCAUGGCCACGGCCGCCAUCACCGUCCCCCUCAUCGGCAGCGACGGGCGCUCUGAGGGCUCCGUGCAGAUCAAGCCUGGCUCGACCUCUCCGGUGGAGAUGCACAGCGACAGCGACGCCGAGAGCGGCACGGAGUCCGGGUCCGCGUCCUUCAGCGCCCUGACCCAGGACCUGGGCUCUGCCCCUCACUCACAAACACAGUCCCCUGAUUCGCCGGAUAUGAAGAGGAGGCGUGUCCACAGAUGUGACUAUGAUGGCUGUAACAAGGUGUACACUAAGAGCUCCCACCUGAAGGCACAUCGCAGGAUACACACAGGGGAGAAGCCGUACUGCUGCACCUGGGAGGGCUGCGCGUGGCGGUUCGCGCGUUCGGACGAGCUGACCCGGCACUUCCGCAAGCACACGGGCAUCAAGCCGUUCCGCUGCACGGACUGCGACCGCAGCUUCUCGCGCUCCGACCACCUGGCCCUGCACCGGAGACGCCACGUGAUGAUGUGAUCGGCACCGCGUGAGGGGGCGCGGUUUGCAGACUGAAAUGGCGAAAUGGGGGGGGAUGAGGGGGCGGGGGGCGAGGUGUGGGGGUGCGACUGUGAACCCACGACCUCCUUCGCCCGUCUCCCCUCCCUCCCUCCUGCGGCUCGGCCGGCAGUGGGUGUGUCCAGCAGGGGAGGGGGCGGGGACGGCAACGGCUCAAGCACUUGGACACGCCCCCCGCCUGCACAGGCCCCUCCCCCUCUCCCUGCCUGUGAUUUUACUGUGAAUUAGCCAGCCCACACACCCAGGCCGCAUGAGGCCAGAAGAGACUAGAAAGCACAGGAGGCUCCUCCAAUCCGCCAGUGCCAUCUAAAUAUAUCGUCAUAUAAAUAGUGCCGAGCUCGAAAUUCCAGAGCUGGGAAUGGAUGGGCGGGGGCUCGGUUUUUUCCCAGGUUGGAGAACACGCGCGGCUGGAUGGGGGGAGAGGGAAGUGCUCGGAUUAGGGAUGGCGGGGGUGUGGACUCCGCGGUCUGCCGCAGUCCUCUUGCUCGUAUUGACGUGCCGCCUGAGUUCGUUGCCGCCUGGUGGGCGAGCGGGCCUGUGAUUUUGACGUGUGUGUGUGUGUGUGUGUCGCGAGGGAGGUCUUGCCUUUUCCAGACGAUUCGGGGGUCCCCCUAUCCCUGCUGUGACCCCACAGAAUCUCCCCUGUCAGGGGAGUGCUGUGUGUGGUUCAGUGUGUUGACCCACGGCCCUGCCCAGCCCCUCGGAGGUCAACGAGACUGUGAAUCUUCUCCUCGCUGGUUUUUUUUUGCCCCUUUUCCUUUGGUUUUGCAAUCCACCCAUCGCCCGCCCGCCCACCCAUCGCCCCACGAGACUUUAUUUCCCAAGAACAGUAUUGAACUCUUUCUUAUUUUUUUUAAGGGCUGUUUUUGGACUGUUUGCCAAAAGUAGUUUGUUGUUUUUUUUAAAUUGGGAGCGAACAGCACGGAGGCUUGGAGAUGAGGCUGUGGGAAGACACAACGGGAGCAGGGUUUUUUUUCAGACUGUGGGGUUUUGCAUGCUCUCUAAAAAAAAAAAAAGGCUGCAUUGUCAAUGGAUGUUCCUGGUUUCGUGGUACUUGUUACACCUUAAAGCAAGCUGGCAGCAAAACCUUUGGCUGCAAUCUGUGUUGAUGUGGCGCCUCCAGUAAUAAUGUAGUAUAUGUCCUGCAAACUGAGGAAGAGUUAAUACAGAAGCAACUAUUAUACAUCUGUUAAAGCAGAUUAGAGUGGAUUUAUAGCUUCCCUUUUCCUCCACUCCACUUCUCCCUCGUUCCUGUGUCCCUCCCUCCCCGUACACCGUGUGGGGUGGAGGGCCCAGACCAGGAGGGGGCGCUGCACGGCGUGAGCUGGCAGGUGAAGAAUGCAGCUCCCCCUGCACAGCUAAGCAGGCUCCGGGCCCAGCCUUGGCGCAGAGGCAGCUUCGCUAAAAGGGAUCAAGACACGAACGCGCCUCUGUCCGCCAGCCGGGCCACGCGUGUCAAGCAGGGCCUGACGCAGAAGCUGUGAUACUGCUCCCGUGUGUGUUGACACAGUGGACUAACGUCCACUGCUUCUCGCUGGCUGAGGGAUGCUCCUUUUUCCAAUGGCGGGAGAUUGGUAUUUGCACACGCGAUGGAGAGUCAGUGCAAAUAGUUAGGAUGAUUUCUUUCUUUGUUUUCUUCUUUUUUUUUUUAUUCACUCACUAAGAAGGCUGUGAAAAAACAUAACCCCAGAAUGUGUUUACAGGACAGUAGUAAUGAUCAAGUUGUGUACAUGUGUUGAACCCUUUUUGUGCAGUGUGUGCGCCCUGGACGCACACGGAUCCUCGUACUCCGAUUUAGUCAGGGAUCGAGAGGAUGCGGGCAGGAGAUCUGUUCUGCCCCUUGCUGGGCAGGAGCUCAAAGCACUGAAGGAAAGAGCCCCAUGUGCAGACCCAUAGCGCAGUGCACGAUGCACAGGGCGGAGAACACCCUGGUUUUGCCCCAAGCCCCCCGAGCCUCCAGGGGGCGCUCAGGCCUGGAAGGUGGAGAGGAGUCCUGCCUUUUAAUUUCAGCACGCCAGUUCAGCGAGGGGUGAUGCCAACUCCGACGCAGCCAGCUCUGCGUUUGGGGCCCUUGAACAAAACCGAAAUCGGCUUGUCCCUUUGAAAACAAAGGCGGGAUUCAGGUCUCGGGGCUCUCCAGGGGCAAAAUCUCUUUGCCGGAGGAAGCAAAAAUCGAACUGGCCUCUGGUUUAUCAAAUGGGUCAGCAUUUAUGGUUUCUGUUUUCUUUCUCAUCCAGCUCAUGGUGUGGUGUUAACCAAGCACAUCCUUUUUAAAAGGACAGUACAGAUUAUGUAGAGUUUUGUAAAGUAAAAUCUUAUCAGUCCUAACCACAGGGAGGAACAAUACACAAGAUGUACAUACUGUAUAUAAUCCAAAGUCCAGAUUAAAUGUAACGGGUGGAUUUCUAUUUUUAACACUGACUAGAUAAUGUGAAAAAUGGCUUUUUCUGUUGUCGUUCUGCUCCUGGUUUUGUUUCUGUAGUGGCCGAGGUGAACUGAGCGCGUCUCGCUGGUGUCCAGUGAGGGUCUCGUUUCGGGUCGGUGGCCCGGUGCCACUGGGCCCGAUUCGGUGUCCUCCACAGCACAGCACACGGGGACGGCUGUGAAACUCCCGUUGCUCUGCACCUGGAGCCAUUCCAGGUUUUACCUGCUGGAGGCCUUUCCAAAAAUUCGCACCGAUUUUCCCCCCCCCUUCCCCCCCACACCUCUUGCGUUCAUGCUUUUUACAGUGUUUUGCGUCGCUUUGCAGAGGUAGACAAGGGACUAAGAUUAAACUGGGGAAUAGAAAGGCCGUUUUUACAGCUCUUCAGUGUAUCAACCCGCCGAGCAGCUGGAGUUUCACUCGUACCUGUGACUGACAGCUGACGCAACACUGCGAGCACAGGAGGGGAGAGGGGUGGGGCGGGCAGGGGGGGGUGUUUUGGAAGAGUGAGAAAAGCGAUGAAGAGAUCAUUGGAACCAGACUGGAGCCCCGCCCUGUGAAUGCAGCAGGCUGCUAUGGAUUUAGAGGCAGAGGAAACGGGACAGGUCCUGGAGCAGGAAUGAAAUGGCGGAAGACGAUGAGAUGACAGUGGGGUCCCUCAGUCCCACGCUGAAUCCCUCGCAGUGGGGCAUGUGUGCAGUCUGAGUCGCCAGUCUUCUGCCAUCGGCAGAAACCGCCUUCAAUUAAGAAAGAAAUUAUUUCUGGAUGGCAGAGUUGUGAUCCGAGGAAAACUAGUCCCUCAACCCCCAAGGUCCCUCCCUCUCCCCUCGUCAGGUUCUUUACAGAUCCUUCUGUUGAACCCAGACUGAAUGAUCUUAAGAAUCAAGACCAUCCUCCUGUCCAUGUCCUUGUGCAAAGGCAUAACCACACCGGAGUGGCCAGCUGAACAUUUCCCUUUGGAUACAGCGCCACCUAGUGUAAGCAAGAUGUAAAAGCCUUUUGGAGGGGGGUGUAUUUUGGGGGGUUUCUUUGUGUGUAUGUGUGUGCGUGCUUUUAAUCUCAAGUACCUAAUUCUAUUUCUUAAAGCAAACAAAUCAUAGGUAUUUUAUAUUGAAUGCAGUAACUUAUGGGCCAGUAAUGUAAUACUCAGUGCAAUGCAGUUAUUAUUAUUAUUAAUAUUUUUUUGUAUUUGUAUAGAACAAAUGUUUAAAGAGCAGUGAGGAAAAUGCAAGGUUUUUGAUACUGUGAGAAAUGGUGUGAACAGACCAGUUUCCCUGUAUAUUCAUGAUUACACCCCUCCUUUUAUAGAAUAAAAUGUUUUUUGGUGGAACA